Messenger RNA from Zingiber officinale, 807 nucleotides. RefSeq lists its product as uncharacterized. The transcript has a single exon. The record is from RefSeq and is a predicted model, not a curated record. The coding region runs from base 1 to 807 and encodes 268 amino acids. Gene Ontology annotation, biological process: shoot system development; root development. Lineage: Eukaryota; Viridiplantae; Streptophyta; Magnoliopsida; Zingiberales; Zingiberaceae.
AUGGUCACCGGAUUCCGCCGCACGCUCUCGCUGCCGCUGGCCAAAUCCGCCUCCGUCCCGGCCCUCCGACGCUUCCGCGGCGAGAAGCGGCAGAGCCUGCGCUCCACUAGCCUGCCCGGCCGUUCCCACCCCACUGUCUCCCACCUCCUCGACCAGAUCCGAUCCGCCCCCGGAGAUUCCUCCUCCUCCGGGGUGGACGCGAUCGACCGCCUACUUGGUGCGGUGGACGACCUCCUCCGCCUUCCCCAGGCCCGCGAGGCCCUCUGCCGCCGCCCUGCCUGGGCGGAUCGUCUCCUCGACGCCUUCCUCCGCCUGGCCGACGCCCACGGAUCCUUCCGUUCCGCCGUCCUCUGCCUCUCCGAUCGCCGCGCGGAGGCCCAGGCAGCGAUCCGGCGAGCAGAUCCUGCACGGCUCGCCUCCGCCGCCCGGUCGCUCCGCCGGACGGAGAAGGAGGUGUCUCAGGUGGCCGCGGCCAUCAAGGAUCUGGCGAGAUCCGCGCCGCUUUCUCCAGGUCAGUGGGCGGACGCAGCGGAGGCCGAGAUCGCGGGGGUCCUGACGGAUGCGGUGGCGGCGACCGCGUCGGCGUCGGUGGGGGUGUUUAUGGCGAUCGCCGCCGCGGCUGCGGCGGAGUCCGCGUCGCUGUCGAAGGAUUCCUGGAAGGUUUGGCCGACGAAGAAGGCAGCGAAGGCGAAGGAGACGGCGCCAUCGGCUGCGGCGGAGGGAUUGGUAGAGGGAAGCGGCAGGGUGUUCAGGAGUUUGGUUAACAUCAGAGUCGCCCUCCUCAACACAGUCACUCCCUCAUUGUAG